CAGCGGGUUCAGAGUGGAAAGGUGGCAGGAAGAAGAAAUGGCAGCCGGCACGCUGUGAUGUUGGCACUGUGGUGUGUUGUCAGUGACCAAAAUGACUCAUUCUCCGAUAUCACAUCGCUCGUUUAUAUUUAGCAUGAGGAGCUAAUUUAAUAAACACGUUUGAAGACUGUAAACCAUGGCUGUACUGUAUGAAAUGGCGUGGCGGUUUUUGUACGCGCUGUUGCACCUCCAACGCGCGCUGGUCACCUGGUUCCGCGUUCACAUCUGGAGGUGGAAACGGGCUGUGGUGGGUUUAUUACUACCCCUCGCCCUCGGGUUUCAUCAUCAGAAGAAGACCGGACCCGUGGGCAAACGGCAUACCCGCCGGGUUCGCUGCGGAGCGGACGCUCGGACUUUAGAGAAGGUUCCGAUUCAUGUGGGUCUGAUAAUCACUGAAGAUGAGAUCCACUACACUGACGUUGCGAACCUGGUGGUCUGGUGCAUGGCAGUGGGAAUAUCAUAUGUCAGUGUGUAUGAUAACCAAGGUGUGUUCAAGAGGAAUAACUCCAGACUCAUGGAAGAGAUCCUGAAACAGCAGCAGGAUCUUCUGGGAAUGGACAGCUCCAGAUAUUCCAUGGAGUUUCAGAAGAAUGGAACGGAUAAACAUGAGCAUCAGGUGUUAUUUUGUCAGUCAGCGGUAAAGGUCUUAUCACCAGAUGAUGGGCAGCUCAGUAUCGUCCAGGCAGCCCAGCAGCUCUGUAAAGCCGUCGAGCAGAAGGAGAAGACAUCCAAAGACAUUGACGUCGCUGUGCUUGACUCAUUACUCAGAGAGUCACACACCAGACCUGACCCAGACCUGGUGCUGAAGUUUGGCCCUGUUGAAAGUACACUUGGCUUUCUGCCUUGGCACAUCAGACUAACAGAGAUUAUCUCCUUACCGUCCCACAUAGACGUCUCUUACGACGACCUGCUUGCUGCUCUCCAACGCUUUUCGACGUGUGAGCAGCGCUUGGGCAAGUGAGGAACUGUCGGAAGCAGAAAACGAAUAGAAAGCGAAAGAAAGGGGUGGAGGGCAUCCGUCCUUUUCAUCAUGUUUACAAUACAAGCACUGGAGCCCCAGCGUCAGCAACCAACUGCUGCUGCUCAUCCCCGCCCGGAUCAUCUCCGCUUUUCUCCGCGAGGCCUGCCAUACAUCUGUGUGUGUGUGUGAUUGUACUUGUAUGUUUGUUUAUGUGUGUAAGCCUCCCAUGUCUGCUCGUCUGAAGGACCUGAACGCCACUUUAUACAUCACGCCAUCCAGCAAGCCGGUUGCAACGCAGAGCUCCGUUUAGCCGGAGGAACGUUGUUAGUCAUAGGUUGUUAAUUUGUCGUCACUUUUUUAUGUACCGUAGUACUGGACACAUGGCGGACUCUUUCGAACCACGCCCGUGCACUGAACUUUAUGAUGGUGGUGCAUUCGUACAUCUUGCAUAACGUGACUUUUGUCGAGAGCCCAUGGAGGGAAGCACGUUGUUGAACUUGCAAAAAGUGAACUACAGUCUCACGACUGCUUUCCGAUCGUGUCAACAAACAAGAUUUUUCUUCUACGUUCAGAAUCCAUUACGGCUUUGCUGAAGUGGAAAUGGUUAAAUUUGUGUUUAUUUGUAGUUGUUGUUUGGAUGUAUGCGGAUGUGCCACAAAUGACACUAAUGAGUAUCAAACCCUGAAAUUUUACCAAAAGCUUAAAAUAGAUUGUUCUGCAUUGCAUCCCCCCCAAAGCAGAUGCUGUUUGCUUGUUUUUAUUUGACUUUUAUUUUUCAUUGUAAACAUCUUGACAUUUUUAUUAAUGGCUAAUCAAUGUCUUUAUUGAUCAGAGAAGUAUCAUAUUAAAAUGCUGUGAGAUUCGUAAUGGCAUAGGCAUUGCAUUAUUCUGCACAUCACAACGCUUCUUUGAAGAAGUCUUAAAUGUAUAAUUCAUGGGCUACUGUUGGCAGGGUUGGUUUAGUGUCCAGCGUGCAUGUACAAUAAACGUUACUGAAACCUGGA
This is a messenger RNA of Paramisgurnus dabryanus, 2004 nucleotides long. RefSeq names its product NUS1 dehydrodolichyl diphosphate synthase subunit (gene nus1). The record is from RefSeq and is a predicted model, not a curated record. Gene Ontology annotation, cellular component: dehydrodolichyl diphosphate synthase complex; endoplasmic reticulum membrane. Gene Ontology annotation, molecular function: ditrans,polycis-polyprenyl diphosphate synthase [(2E,6E)-farnesyl diphosphate specific] activity. NCBI's taxonomy places the organism in Eukaryota, Metazoa, Chordata, Actinopteri, Cypriniformes, Cobitidae.